Molecule: messenger RNA, 3381 nt
Organism: Seminavis robusta
Lineage: Eukaryota; Bacillariophyta; Bacillariophyceae; Naviculales; Naviculaceae
Source: the annotation of a GenBank genome assembly
AUGAGGAUGCCAAUUGCAGAGCCGUCCUGUUUAAAAAGAAGGCGAAGAACGAGACCUUCAAGACUCUUGAAUGGAGCUUCAGUGCUGUGCUUGUUCGCAGGUCUCUGUUUGCCAUGGUCAAGGCCAUUGUCAGUUCUUGGCUUUGACUUGAACUUGAAUGUGGAUGUGGAUGGGACUUCGACCUCGCAUGGGUCUAGUAAUACCCCUGGCCCAGGUGGUCCCCACCAGGGAAGUUACUUUCUGAUUCAUGGUGGUCAUCGUCCUGAAGCGCUCAAUCCUUCCAAAUUGGACGCUGCCUUUAGUACCAACUUUUCCAGAAAAGCCAUUGGAUCAGAUAAGGAUGGAUAUUUCGACUUUGGACUUGGACCACGAAACGGGACUACUGGACAGUUGCUUUUCCAUGAAAAUGAAUCUGGGAAUGCCAGUAAAGCCAGCGGUGGCGCCAACCAGGAUGCAAAUCAAUUCAAAGACGGAGAAGGAGCAAGUGGAAGCAACUCUUCCCGAAAGGCAAUUGGAAGCAAUGCCAAUGGGCUGUCCUACGAUCCAGCUAACCAGGAUCUGUCUGAUCCCAAUGCCAAUCUAUUCCAAGCCGGAGAAGGAGCGAGCGGAAGCAACUCUUCCCGAAAGGCAAUCGGCAGCAAUGCCAAUGGGCUGUCCUACGAUCCAGCCAACCAGGAUCUGUCCGAUCCCAAUGCCAAUCUUUUCCAAGAUGGAGAAGGAGCAAGCGGAAGCAACUCUUCCAAAGGAGACCAUGAUGUCCCAGAGAACGCUACAACGUCAGGGGAUGCUAAAAAGCCCGUCAUAAAUUCCAGCUUUCCAAACAAAGGAGUUCCACCAGCACCACUACCCAAGCCCAAACCUAAUGUCACCACCGCAACGGAAACGGAGCCACCUAUUCCAGAUGAGGAUACUCCUGCCAUUGGAUGGGACGACGAAGAUAAGACCAACAAGAAAAGCCCCAUCAACCCUCCAGGAACUUCCCUUCUCCACGGAAUGGGACACAUGUCCACUCACCAAAACACCCCAAGCAGUGUUACCAAGCCAGGAGGAAACAGCGUCGCUGCCAAUGUCCCGCUCAAUAUUGGAACCGGUAGUGACAUGUUCGAUUUCAGCUUUUACAAUCCUUUUGAAGUCAAGAUUGUCGGAGGAGACAUUGUCAGCAAGCAAAAGGCCAAGAGCAAGUACCCUUUCUAUGCUCUGUGGCAAGAUGCCAAUUGUGGUGGCAGUGUUGUUCACGAUGAUAUCAUUCUGACGGCGGCUCAUUGUGGCUUUGAAGAGCUGGACAAAGUCAAACAGCAAAAGACAUUCUACUUAUUGACCACCAAGCACGGGCAAGGCAUGAAACGCGAGCUUGUCGACACACGGUUGCACGAAGAAUACGGGGCAGAGUAUGGAAAUGAAAACGACUUGCGCAUUGUGCGCAUCAGAGAAUCGGCACUGGUCGAACCCUUUACGGACAAACCCACGGGGGUGGAACUCGUCGAGCUCAAUAGAGAUAGAAGAGUUCCUGAGGAUGGGUCCGAUCUCGAAAUUGUCGGAUUUGGGUUGACCGAGGAGGAUGGAACCGCCAUGUCAAAGGACUUGUACGAUGUCACUGUACAGAAAGUGCCUUGGGAGACCUGCAACGAUCAGUACGGUGAUGAUGUCAUCAUUGACAAGCUCAUGAUUUGCGCCGGAGCGGAAGGUGGUGGCAAAGAUGCUUGUCAGGGUGACAGCGGCGGUCCAGUACUCGAUAAGAAAUCGCAAAAGCAGGUUGCUGUUGUUUCAUUUGGCAAUGGCUGCGCUAAGGCGGAUUUUGCGGGAGUCAACGUUCGUCUUAGUUCUGCUCUUGGCUGGAUUGAUGAGUCUAUUUGCUGGCUGAGUCGGACCCCACCGGCAACGUGCCAUCCUUACAUUGCCAAGUGGGGGGAUUGCAUCGGAACCCUGAUUGCCGCUGACAUUGUCCUAACCGCGGGCAAUUGUGGGCAUUGGGAGACAGAUCCACUCGUAAACAAGCAAGUCUCGUUCCCAGCUAACCCCAACAUCAAACGGAAUGUCGUCGAAAGAGCGGUGCCUCCAGAGUUCAACUACUACACCAAGGACGCCGACGUACAGCUUUUGAAACUGGAAACGAGUGCCCUCGUCGACGGCAAGCGGAGACGAGAUACCGGCCUUUUCGUGGCGCCCCUUCGACGAAAUACAAAUACACCGCCGUUCGGGCUUUUCGAAGUCAGUACGCUGAAUAAUGCAAGGGUCAACGAUGAUGGUAUCUCGAACUUGCAGCAGAUUUCAUUGGAGUCUGUCACUGGUAGUGCCUGUCCUGUCCCCAAUGCUGUCGGCGACGACAAGAUGUGCACGGUUGUGGCCCCGGAUGGAGACAACCCCCAAGCACAAACAUGCAAAUCUCUCCCCGGUUCUCCCGUUCUGGACGACGACUGGAAUGUUGUGGCCGUCAACAGUUUCGGCAAGACCUGUGAUAAUCCAUCUCUUGGAGGCGCCAGUACCAAGAUCUCGUCGGUAGGGACUUGGAUCGAUGCCAAGAUCUGCGAAUGGACCGACUACAGGAAGCCAAGUGAGGUACUCUGCAAGAGAUCCGCGAUGAAAACCUCUUUCGAACAGAACGGACCGGGUGCCUUCGUCGUUACUGUGAAGCAUGACAAGUUCCCUGAAGACGUGUCUUGGCGUCUGCUUCAUGAAGCAAGUAGUACUGAGUUGUAUUUCCAGGCCUACGACAAGGCUGACGAAGCAUAUGUGACUGUCACCGAGCGUUUCGAGCACUUACCUGCGGGAACCUAUCGCUUGGACAUUAGCGAUAAAGCAAGCACAGGUUUGUGUUGUGACUACGGAUACGAAUCCAUCUCGAUCAAUAACAUGGCAGGAGAGAGUAUUUGGAAGCACAAUAAUGGCGCCGGCGAGUAUCACGCAGUGGAAGUGCAUGUCGAUGCAGAUGGUGCCGUGUCCGUCUCUGAUGACUUGGACACAUAUAUUACUCCAGGAGCCAUCACAACGCAAGGAAAUAUGCGACUGUACACUCGUGAUCCCGAGACUUUCGAUACUCUCUGGCCGGGUCUAUACCCCGAUACGAUGAGCAAAUUGGUAGUCAAUGUCAAGCUCGACAUGUUUCCGGAUGUAGGUUCAGCUGGCGCAUGCAACCUAUCCUUGUCCCUGACCUCUAGCAACUCUAAACCUCACGCUGUCUCCCACCAUCAUCAAACGUCGCAGGAAACAAGCUGGGACUUGGCAUUGAUAGACGGCGAUUCCGAAACGAGCAUGCUGUCGAUGAAGGGCGGAAUUGCGGGCGAGGUUUCAUCCAACCCGGUCGACUUGGUACCAGGUGGCGUGUACGGCUUCUACGUUCGCGACGCAGGUGGUGAGUGGUUUUGCAUGUUUGGCCUAGCCUGA